Ochotona princeps (American pika) is the source of this 1171-nucleotide messenger RNA. RefSeq names its product cyclin dependent kinase 10 (gene CDK10). The coding region runs from base 65 to 1141 and encodes 358 amino acids. Gene Ontology annotation, biological process: protein phosphorylation; regulation of mitotic cell cycle. Gene Ontology annotation, cellular component: nucleus. The record is from RefSeq and is a predicted model, not a curated record. Gene Ontology annotation, molecular function: cyclin-dependent protein serine/threonine kinase activity; ATP binding. The transcript is spliced from 13 exons. Lineage: Eukaryota; Metazoa; Chordata; Mammalia; Lagomorpha; Ochotonidae.
AACCGGGAGUCGCCUGCGCGCCUGCGCCGCGGACUCGGCUGCGCCUGCGCGCCCGGCGAGUGGCAUGGCGGAGCCGGAGGUGGAGCCGGAGCAGAUUCGCCUCAAGUGUAUCCGCAAGGAGGGCUUCUUCACCGUGCCCCCGGAACACAGGCUGGGACGAUGUCGGAGCGUGAAGGAGUUUGAGAAGCUGAACCGCAUCGGGGAGGGCACCUAUGGCAUCGUGUAUCGUGCCCGAGACACCCAGACAGAUGAGAUUGUCGCCCUCAAGAAGGUGCGGAUGGACAAGGAGAAAGAUGGCAUUCCCAUCAGCAGCCUGAGGGAGAUCACGCUGCUGUUGCGCAUGCGCCACCCCAACAUCGUGGAGCUGAAGGAGGUGGUGGUGGGGAACCACCUGGAAAGCAUUUUCCUGGUGAUGGGUUACUGUGAGCAAGACCUGGCCAGCCUUCUGGAGAAUAUGUCCACACCCUUCUCUGAGGCCCAGGUCAAGUGCAUCGUCCUACAGGUGCUCCGGGGCCUCCAGUACCUGCACAAGAACUUCAUCAUUCACAGGGACCUGAAGGUGUCCAACCUGCUCAUGACUGACAAGGGCUGUGUGAAGACAGCGGAUUUUGGCCUAGCCCGAGCCUAUGGGGUUCCAGUAAAGCCGAUGACCCCCAAGGUGGUCACUCUCUGGUACCGGGCCCCUGAGCUACUCCUGGGAACCACCACCCAGACCACCAGCAUUGACAUGUGGGCUGUGGGCUGCAUCCUGGCCGAGCUGCUGGCCCAUAAGCCCCUACUGCCUGGCACGUCAGAGAUCCACCAGAUUGACCUAAUUGUGCAGCUGCUGGGGACGCCCAACGAGAACAUAUGGCCGGGCUUCUCCAAGCUGCCGCUGGUUGGCCAGUACAGCCUGAGGAAGCAGCCGUACAAUCACCUGAAGCACAAGUUCCCAUGGCUCUCGGAGGCUGGGCUGCGCCUGCUUAACUUCCUCUUCAUGUAUGAUCCCAGGAAAAGAGCGACUGCGGGCGACUGUCUGGAGAGCUCCUACUUCAAGGAGAAGCCAUUGCCCUGCGAGCCUGAGCUCAUGCCCACCUUCCCCCACCACCGGAACAAGCGGGCAGCCACAGCUGAGGGCCAGAGCAAGCGAUGCAAGCCCUGACCACCAAGACCCUACGCCCUGCCCCCUUGG